GAGAGGCGUGGCGGCGUUCUGUGGUCGGUCCUCCCGGACAGCCCUACUUCCGUUGCCUCCCCAGCCAGGCGGCUCCUCUCGCUGUGUCCGCGACCGUUGCUGCCGCCCUCGUCUCCGUCCGAAGGAGCCUGUCGAGAUUCGCCUUCAGCCCGCAGGUGUAAAAAGAAACCGAAACCAUGACGGACUCCAAAUACUUCACCACCAAUAAAAAAGGGGAGAUCUUUGAACUGAAAGCCGAGCUCAAUAACGAGAAGAAGGAGAAGAGGAAGGAAGCGGUGAAGAAGGUCAUUGCCGCCAUGACGGUGGGGAAGGAUGUCAGCUCCCUUUUCCCAGAUGUGGUGAACUGCAUGCAGACCGACAACUUGGAGCUGAAGAAGCUGGUGUACCUCUACCUGAUGAACUAUGCCAAGAGCCAGCCGGACAUGGCCAUCAUGGCGGUCAACAGCUUUGUGAAGGACUGUGAGGAUCCCAACCCUCUCAUUCGUGCCCUGGCGGUGCGCACCAUGGGCUGCAUCCGCGUGGACAAGAUCACAGAGUACCUGUGUGAGCCGCUGCGCAAGUGUCUGAAGGACGAGGACCCGUACGUGCGCAAGACAGCGGCCGUCUGUGUGGCCAAGUUGCAUGACAUCAACGCCCAGAUGGUGGAAGACCAAGGGUUCCUGGACUCCCUGCGCGAUCUCAUUGCAGACUCCAAUCCCAUGGUAACGUACCCAUUCCGCAGAAUACCCCACAUUGCAGUGUGGCUGGAACAACAGGCAGUAUUGCUGGGGUUUGGUGAGGGACCACAGGUGGACCCGGGACCUCCGCCGAGUGUUAUAAAGACACAAUCCCAUCGCCCGGCGACGGCGCUUCGGAGGUCUACGGUGAAGGCUGACUGGAAGCCAUUGGCUUUGGUGGACGUAGUGGCCGGCUUCCGAGCGCGUGGGCGGCCUCCGGCACGCAGCGUUUUACUCCAAGCGAGACGCCACUCUGGGGAUCCCAAUGUAAUCCAAUCAGCAGCAAUAGUGCGCGGGGACCCGAAUUAA
Molecule: messenger RNA, 1025 nt
Organism: Sphaerodactylus townsendi
Lineage: Eukaryota; Metazoa; Chordata; Lepidosauria; Squamata; Sphaerodactylidae
Product: AP-2 complex subunit beta-like
Exons: 6
Coding region: 177-1025 (282 amino acids)
Biological process (GO): intracellular protein transport; vesicle-mediated transport
Cellular component (GO): membrane coat
Source: RefSeq, a predicted model, not a curated record